UAUUAGCUCUGUGUGUGUUAGCUCUGUGUGUGUGUGUGAGAGAGAGAGGUUGUUGUACCUUUGCCUGUGACGUGGUUUUGCCUUGAAGAUAAUGUUGACUAACACAACUGCUGUAGUCGUAGCAAUGUUGAGGAAACUGCGGCAAACAAACAAUGAUAACAAUGACCGUCACGGUCUCUGACUCCCAGUGUCGUUAGAGGAACAUUUUGUUUUCUCUGUCUAAAUGUGAUUGGCUCGCUUCAUAGCACGUGUAGAAUUUAAAACCUUCGUAAUCCUCUUGUCGUUUGUAAAAUUGAGAUCAAGUGGCGGCAAGGCACGAGAGCUCGCUAAGAGCAGACGACUGUAAGGAGACCUUUUCCGUUUCCGGGGUUAGAGAGCUCGCCCUGCUCGUCGUCGCUGUUGUUGACGGCGGUGCACACUGCCGAGGGCUGAGAGGGGGAGAGGUGGUUGCCAACAGCGUGCGUUGCCAGCGACACUCCAAGCAAGUGUUAUCCAUGUCGGGCCAAGGCUUUUCUUGUCCCUCACCCACAGCUUGCCGAUGUUAGGGACACAGUGUUACAGUUACACGGUUACAGUCAUGAGAGCCUGCAGCGGGUGGAUGUUCCAGGAGGUAGUGAGGUAGCAGGGAGGUAAGAGGCAGCUAGCGAGCCCCGUGAGUCUCCUCACCUCGCCACACUCAACAAUGGCGUCUGCUCGUGUGGCCAAGGCACGAAGAUAUGGCUCGGCCAAGAGAGAUUCCGCCUCCUUCCAGGACGACGAUGAAAGCAGAAGCUUGGAUUACAAAUUGGAGGAUUUGGAAAUUCUCUCCACCAUUGGUACGGGUACCUUUGGGCGGGUGGUUUUGGUUCGAGAGACUGGCACUAAGCAGUAUCGGGCACUAAAGGUCAUGGCCAUAACACAGGUCAUUCGGCUGAAGCAGGUGGAACACAUCAAGAACGAGAAGGAGAUCCUGGCUACUGUGUCCCACCCCUUCAUCGUCAACAUGCUGUGGUGCUACAAGGACGAGACAUUUCUGUACAUGCUGAUGGAGUAUGUGUCGGGUGGAGAGCUGUUCUCGUACUUGCGGAACAUGGGGCGCUUCAACAACAUCACCAGCAACUUCUACGCCUGUGAGAUCGUGUGCGCCCUGGACUAUCUGCACGCGCGCAAUAUCGUGUACAGGGACCUUAAACCAGAAAACUUGUUGCUGGACACUCAAGGCCAUUUGAAAAUCACAGAUUUUGGUUUUGCCAAGAAAGUGAUGGACAGAACGUGGACUUUAUGUGGGACACCAGAGUAUUUGGCUCCAGAGAUUAUUCUGAGCAAGGGACAUAACAAAGCAGUGGACUGGUGGUCCUUAGGUGUCCUGAUAUUUGAGAUGCUAGUCGGAUACCCCCCAUUCUAUGCAGACAAUCCCUUUGGAAUUUAUGAGAAAAUUCUAGCUGGAAAAAUAGAGUGGCCUAAACACAUUGACCUGGUCGCCAAGGACCUGAUCAAGAAACUUCUGGUUCAGGAUCGCACACGGAGACUGGGCAACAUGAAGAAUGGAGCUGAGGAUGUCAUGCGCCAUAAGUGGUUUAAAGGAGUGGACUGGGAAGAAGUGAUCACAAAGAAACUACAGCCUCCUAUUGUACCCAAGCUUUCACAUGAUGGGGACACAUCAAACUUUGAAUCCUAUGAGGAAGGAGACUGGAGAAAAACACCACCAGCUUCAGAAAAAGAAAUUGAGCAGUUUUUGGAUUUUUAACCUUCAUGAAUCUUUUCUUGGAACUCAGGAAAGUUGUGGAUGGAUGUAUUGUUAGUAUGUGUAAGAUUUGCAUGCUUGCAAGUAACCAGGACAGCCAGACUGAUUCUCUGAUGGAACUAAAUGAUUACACAUGCUGACAGAAACAUAAUUGUUCAGUGACAAAUAUUGAAAAUAGGAUUAUUCAAAGUAGAACUGAAGAUUUUUCCCAUACACAAAGUAAUAAUGCUUAGGAGACAGAAGAACCUUACUAUAUUUAGGAGGGAAAGAAACAUUUCUUCUUAUAAUACCAGACAUCUAGCUCAGGAGAGAGGAAGAUUCUGUUCCUACACAAGCACAGAGUUUUGAAAGAAAAUGUCUUGUGAUACAGCUGACCCUAAAAGUGUCAAGCUGGAAAUUGCAGCUGUCUUAUCUUUCUCAUCAGAAGGGUAAUUGUUGUGAUUCAUGGAAGUGAAACAUGUUGUUUUGUGUUGACAUUUAAUUUUGAAGAACAGGACAAAGAUGAAACAAAAGAGGAAUCCCAUUGUAACUGAGGGGAAGAUUUGCCAUACAGUGACUUUAUAAAUGCUGUAGUUAUUGAAUGGUAGCCUUCAAUAUCCAUUGCCUGUCAUAAGGACAGUGCAGGUAUACAACGAAAGGAAGAUUUGCAAGGCAGUGACUUUGCAAAGAUUGUCGUUAUUGAAUGGUAGCCAACUACCCCCAUCGCCUGUCACGGUGACUGCAUGCACAAUCACAAGUUGUCAACAUGACAAUGUGCAACAAGAAGGAAGUCCAUAUAAUGUAUUUAACUUUCAGAUGAUUAAAAAUGUAUGAAAAUCAGCAUGAAAUAGACAGAGGAAAGAGUAGAUUAUGAAUUCUUACAUUUUUGGAUAUAUGUAUAUAUUCAAUAAAUUUCAUUUAGUAAUGGUGGAUGAUUGCUUGUUUCUGUCAUUUUUUAUGUGGUAAUAACAUGCAGUCAACUCUUUUCUUCCAUUAGACUUUGUUUUGGAAGAAAGGAGAACAAAAAUACUUUAAGUAAGUGCAGUUAUAACAUCACAAAUCCUAUGCCAGACACAUAUGUCUGCCAGACACGAUAUAAUCCUGUAAUCUCUGAGUCAUUUUUUAAGACAUAAAGCUUCAAACAUGAUAUAAUCUUGUUGAUGCUAUGUCCUACAAAAUCUAGAACUAUCCUUGCACACAAACCUACAUGUAUAUGUAAUUCUUUGAGGAAUCUGUUUUGAUUCUGACCUCAUCUUUUGAACACAAUACAAAUAUCUUUGAUUUUCUCUAUUUAGAAUCUGUGAAUGGUCACCUUAUGUAUUUAAAAACAAAGUAUAAAGUUUUUCCACAGAAAAUCUAUAUAAUGUUUCGUCUGUUGCAAGUAUUAAACUUAUUUUUAUUGAAAUCCUGUAAAAUAAGAGUUCUCUGCAGAAUUUUUUAAAAAUGUUAUAGAAUGCACUUAAUACUUGUAAAAUAUUAGUUAAUCUAUUAAUGAAUACACUUUAGCACGUCAAGGAAUACCAUGUCAGUUUGUUAAUAGAUUUUUGGAGACCAGUUAUUACAAAUCUGUAUGUUAUUAUCAAAAGAAAACUUGAUUGUAUAAACUUUAUGAGCAUUGUGAGUCUGAGAAUUAUAUAUAUAUCAGCUGUGCAAUUGUCAGUGUGAUCAUCAUUGUGUUAAGCCAUCAAAUUAUGAGUUCUGAAUGCCUACCCAUAUCACGUCCAUUUGGCAAAAUAAUUUGAAAGCAUCUGACGUACAGCUAUCGUGUCUGUGCACCAGAAAACUGUCAUCUAUCACCAAGGCCUGUGUCAGUAUUUAAUAAGUCUUUUUUUGGAUUUUUUUUUCUCUGGUGAUCGGAUGGUGAAAAUCCAUUCCAAAUCUUUAAUCCCAUCUUUAUGGGUUGUUUUCACGAUGUGUUCCUCUUUUCAUGUAGUGUUUAAGAAAUCUUGUUAGCUUGUGCAGUUUUAACAAUAGUUUGUGUCUUGAUGCUAUUGUAAAGUGUCUACCAUCACUUUACGUUAUAUUUCAUCUUGUUUGGUGUUUAGGAUGAGUUGUCAGUUGUAUGCUGCUUUAAGACCAUUAUGUUUUGGUCAUCUUGAAUUUUAAUAACAUCAGCUUGUGCCGUGCAUGCAUGAUUAUAAUAGCAUAUCUGUUCAUAAUGAUGGUAUUAUGCUAGGUUUAUGCUAUAUAACAUUAAUUUAUUUACAGUUUGACAUUACUUGCCAUACAUUUUCUAUUACAAUAUAGCACAUGUUGACUACACAUAUCCCUGAUAUUUUAUACGUGUGGUCACAUAAUGUUGCAUUAUUUACUCAAGUACAUCGUGUCAUGCAACAGAUACUCAAGGGAAAGUUUCUGGAAGUUUAUUUGACUGCAAAAGGCAGUCCCUUAUGAAUAUGUGCUAGAUUGCAGAUUUUUAGCUGUUACCUUAAGCAGCCCAGUAUAAGGUGUCAAUGUAAUCACUGUCGGGUUUUUUCAAGUAUUGUUGGAAGUCUGACAAUUUUCAAUUUUGAGACUGACAGUUUACUUUUUCAUAAUCUUCAUGACUCUAACAAGUUCUUCUUCAGGGUAUUUGAUAAACUGGCAUUUACUUCAGCUGGUAUAGCUGAUGGGUGAACAUACUUUUUUCUUUGAAACUGUGGUGUUAACAUUAACUGUAAUAUAGUUACUCUUGAAUAGUAUGCUUGCUCUGUAACUGUUAUUGAUCAUGUCUCCUAAUCAUGUAUUUGUCAUGUUCUAUAAUGCUGGGGUGGGAUAGUAUUAUGCUGGGGUGGGAUAAUGCAACGUAUGCAAGAUAUGCAGGGUUAUAUUUUUCUAACCAUUUAUGUUACACCCUAUCAUCACAUAAUUUGUAAAUAAUAAUGUUUGUAUGGUAAAAUUUUCUAAUGAAAUCCUCUCACUGGCAAGCUAUUUUCUGUAACUGAUCCACAUCUUACUAAUUUAAUGGAUGUGCAUAAAAGAUGCUGUUGGUGAGAUGUGACUUCACAGUUGAUGUGCCACAAGGCAUAUUGACUAAUGGUUAAGUCCUGUUGUUAUUAUUAAAUUGAUUUACAACAAAAUUGGAGAAUGAAAUUAAUCUAGACCUGCCUUACAUUUAGGUGUCAUAAAUCACAAAUGCUGCCAGUGAGUAGUUAAUUCACAGUCUAUGUGCAAAAGUUGAGGUGAACUUAUUUAGUCAUAUUUUUGAUACAAUCCAUGUUUACAUAAUGUCACCUUGGUUCACACAUGUAGGAUGCAGAGUUUUGUUAAUGUUUGAUGCUGAUCCUGAGCAAAGAAUUUAAGUUCAGCAAUAAUGCAUGUUGGUAUGUUUUAAAGGUUUAGUCUCAAAGGCUGCACUUGCUUUGUAAAAUAAUUGAUAUAAGUAGUUGUGUUUGCCUGAUCCUUAUUUUUAUUUUUCAUGCUUUUUAGAAAUUAUGGGUGCUAAAAUAAGGUUUACAAAUUAUUAGACUCCUAAUUGAGGUUUAUAACUGUUUUAGCACUUUUACUUAUUCUCAGCUGGCCCUGUAAUGAAGCUUGAAGUCAGCAUCAAGUGCUACCGACAAUUUACCUCAGAUCACAUCAUAAGGCUCAUCAUUUUCUUGAAAUGACAGAUGAGGGAGAAAAUACUUACAUGACAGUCUAAUGAGCUGGCAGUGCAGAGUUAUUAGCAUAAACUGUUUUUGUGAUGGCUAAGUGAAUGGUAUUUAUUUCUGCUGGCUUACUAGAAUACUAGAAUAGUUAGGCUGCUCUUUUCCUCAUCCCAUAUGAGCAUUAUCAGAAUCGAUAUUCAUGAAUAGAUUGGUUUAAAAAGUCAAAUACAUCAACAUUUCCACCUUUACAAAAGAUGAUCACACUAACAACAUAGAGACAUAUUUACCACAUCUAUCAGAUUUAAUUUGUUGAUGAUAAGGUAUCACCUUUAUAGUGAAUCAGGACAAUAUUUCUUGUGAGCACUGAAGAAGACGAAAGCUAAUAUUAAAAGAUUCCAUGUGGAUAUACAGUCAAAUCUCCCUACUAUGCCACCCCGCUACUAUGCCACUCUCGGUAUUAUGCCACUUUUGCUCGGUCCCGACUAUAAAUUCAAUGUAAAAAAAAAUUUACUAUGCCACCCCAGACUCU
This is a messenger RNA of Pomacea canaliculata, 5800 nucleotides long. Its product is annotated as cAMP-dependent protein kinase catalytic subunit PRKX-like. Lineage: Eukaryota; Metazoa; Mollusca; Gastropoda; Architaenioglossa; Ampullariidae. Bases 683 to 1726 code for a protein of 347 amino acids. The transcript has 8 exons. Gene Ontology annotation, molecular function: protein serine/threonine kinase activity; ATP binding. Gene Ontology annotation, biological process: protein phosphorylation. The record is from RefSeq and is a predicted model, not a curated record.